ACCCACUCCAUCUUUCUCCCCAUUAGUCAUUACACUACUUAUAAGUAAUAGCCCAAACUCUCACAUUUCUCUCCUUAACUUUCUCAUAAUCACAAAUAUCACCAGAAAACUUAUAGGAACGUUUGCAUCGACGUCCUUUCUGAUACAAAACUAACAACCAUGUGUGGCGGUGCUAUCAUUUCCGACUACAUACCACCAACUAUUUCUGGGCGAUCUUCAUCACGGAGGUUGACGGCGGACUUUUUAUGGCCUGAUCUUAAAAAACCCGUUGGCAAACAGUACUCAAAGCCUGUUGUUGUUGUUGAUCUUGAUGAUGACUUCGAGGCUGAUUUUCAAGAAUUUAAAGAUGAAUCUGAUGUCGAAGAAGACGAAGACGUUGUGCUUGAUGUCAAGCCUUUUGGUGUUUCUGCUUCUGCUCUCUCUCCUCCUCAUCGAAAAAGCGCUGUCUCUCGUGGCCCUACACCUGUAAAAACUGUGGAGUUCAAUGGACAAGCUGAAAAAUCUGCAAAGAGAAAGAGAAAGAAUCAGUAUAGAGGAAUCCGGCAGCGACCAUGGGGAAAAUGGGCUGCUGAGAUUCGUGAUCCCCGGAAAGGGGUGCGUGUUUGGCUAGGGACAUUUAAUACAGCAGAAGAAGCUGCAAGAGCAUAUGAUGCUGAGGCACGUAGGAUUCGUGGCAAGAAAGCUAAAGUAAACUUCCCUGAUGAAGCUCCACGUGCUUCCACAAAGCCUUCAGUUAAGGCAAGCCCUCAGAAAUCACUAUCCAAGACAAAAAUGAACGAGACUUUCAGUUACUUGAACAACACAGAACAGGAUUACUUCAAUAGUCUGGGUUUUGUUGAUGAGAAACCACCAGUGAGCCAGUUUGGUCUGAUGGACUCUUUUCCUACCAAUGGAGAUUCUGGAGUGAAAUCCAAUUUUCCCAUGUAUUUCAAUUCUGAUCAAGGGAGCAAUUCAUUUGAUUGUUCCGACUUUGGAUGGGGAGAGCAUGCGUCAAAGACUCCUGAAAUCUCAUCUAUGCUUUCAGCUACUCCAGAAAUUGAUGAAUCUCUGUUUGUGGAGGAUGCUAACCCAAAAAAGAGGAUGAAAUCUGACUCUGGGGAUGUGAUGCCUGUAGAGGACAAUGGAAAAUCUCUGUCUGAAGAGCUGUUGGCUUUUGACAAUCAGGAGAACUUUCAGGUGCCAUAUCUUGAAGGGAAUUGGGAGACUUCGCUUGAGAGCUUCCUUAAUGGAGAUACAACUCAGGAUGGUGGAAACCCAGUGGAUCUGUGGAGCUUCGAUGACCUCCCUUCUUUGGUGGGGGGAGUUUAUUGAGCAAACUCUAGCUUCUGUAAAUAAGGCUACAUGUUAGGAUGGUUGUCUGUCUGAUGUGUAGAAGAAGCACAUUUGAACAUGCUUAAUCCUCUCUGGAGAAGUGUGAUCUGAGGAGCUUUUGGUACAAGAGUAGUACAUAGGUUUUUAGGUUUCUCUCUGCAUGUUGAGACAUUGGACUUGGGUUGUUAUAUUUGAUUGGGUUGUUAUAUUUGAUGACUGUAAUUGACAGUGCUGUGUGAUUGGUCUUAAAACCUGAAACCUGAAACCAUAUAAAUGUUAGCUCUGCUUUUGUUUUC
This is a messenger RNA of Ricinus communis (castor bean), 1607 nucleotides long. Its product is annotated as ethylene-responsive transcription factor RAP2-12. The record is from RefSeq and is a predicted model, not a curated record. Gene Ontology annotation, biological process: ethylene-activated signaling pathway; regulation of DNA-templated transcription. The transcript is spliced from 3 exons. Gene Ontology annotation, molecular function: DNA binding; DNA-binding transcription factor activity. NCBI's taxonomy places the organism in Eukaryota, Viridiplantae, Streptophyta, Magnoliopsida, Malpighiales, Euphorbiaceae. The coding region runs from base 160 to 1311 and encodes 383 amino acids.